Messenger RNA from Arvicola amphibius (Eurasian water vole), 3387 nucleotides. It is a transcript of the gene Chrd, whose product is annotated as chordin. Bases 116 to 2986 code for a protein of 956 amino acids. The record is from RefSeq and is a predicted model, not a curated record. The transcript is spliced from 24 exons. NCBI's taxonomy places the organism in Eukaryota, Metazoa, Chordata, Mammalia, Rodentia, Cricetidae. Gene Ontology annotation, molecular function: protein binding. Gene Ontology annotation, biological process: multicellular organism development.
UACCAUACCCUCACUUAACCCCAAACUGUGCUUGUCACUCACCGGGUGGAGAAGGGCUCCAGGACCAAGGUGCACAGCAGGCAGCACUCUGGGGAGCAGCUGUCCGCUCCGCGUCAUGCCGAGCCUCCCGGCCCCGCCGGCCCCGCGGCUGCUCCUCGGGCUGCUGCUCCUCGGCUCGCGGCCGGCCGGUGGCACUGGCCCGGAGCCCCCUGCGCUGCCCAUCCGUUCCGAGAAGGAGCCGCUGCCUGUUCGGGGAGCGGCAGGCUGCUCCUUCGGCGGGAAGGUCUAUGCCUUGGACGAGACGUGGCACCCGGACCUGGGGGAGCCUUUUGGGGUGAUGCGCUGCGUGCUGUGCGCCUGUGAAGCGCCUCAGUGGGCUCGCCGUGGGAGGGGCCCUGGCAGGGUCAGCUGCAAGAACAUCAAACCCCAGUGCCCCACCCUGGCCUGCAGGCAGCCGCGCCAGCUGCCUGGACACUGCUGCCAGACCUGCCCGCAGGAACGCAGCACGCUAGAUCGCCAGCCAGUUGGCCUAGUCUUCGAGUAUCCAAGGGACCCAGAGCACCGCAGUUACAGUGAUCGAGGGGAACCCGGUGCUGGAGAGCGGACACGUGCUGAUGGCCACACGGACUUUGUGGCGCUGCUGACAGGACCGAGGUCGCAGGCGGUAGCUCGCGCUCGGGUCUCUCUGCAGCGCUCAAGUCUUCGCUUCUCUAUCUCCUACCAGCGGCUGGACCGCCCCAGCAGGGUUCGGUUCACAGAUCCCACAGGCAACAUCCUGUUUGAACACCCUGCUGCCCCCACCCAGGAUGGCCUGGUUUGUGGGGUGUGGCGGGCAGUGCCUCGACUGUCUCUGAGGCUCCUGAGGGCAGAACAGCUGCAUGUAGCUCUUGUGACAGCCAUUCAUCCUUCAGGAGAAGUCUGGGGGCCUCUCAUUUGGCAAGGGGCCCUGGCUGCAGAGACCUUCAGUGCCAUCCUGACGCUGGAAGAUCCACAGCUUCAGGGUGUGGGGGGCAUAGCCCUGCUCACCCUCAGUGACACGGAAGACUCCUUACAUUUUUUGCUGCUCUUCCGGGGUUUGCUAGGACCCAAGGAUGGAGCCCUUGCAGGACCAGCUCAGGUUCCCCUGAAGCUUCAGAUUCUCCACCAGGGACAGCCACUCCGAGAGCUCCAGGCCAACAGCUCAGCACAGGAGCCAGGUUUUGCUGAGGUGCUGCCCAGCCUUACAGACCAAGAGAUGGACUGGCUGGUCCUGGGGGAGUUGCAGAUGGUCCUUGAGAGGGCAGGUGGGCCAGAGCUACGCAUCAGUGGAUACAUUACUACCAGGCGGAGCUGCGAUGUCCUUCAAAGCGUCCUUUGUGGGGCUGACGCCGUGGUCCCAGUCCAGACGGGUGCUGCUGGCUCAGCCAGCUUCAUUCUGCUAGGAAAUGGCUCCCUGAUCUAUCAGGUGCAAGUGGUAGGUACAGGUAGCGAGGUGGUGGCCAUGACACUCGAGACCAAGCCUCAGCGGAAGAACCAGCGCACUGUCCUGUGCCACAUGGCUGGACUCCAGCUGGGAGGACACAUGGCUGUGGGUAUCUGCUCUGGCCUGGGUGCCCGAGGGGCUCACAUGCUGCUCCAGAAUGAGCUGUUCCUGAAUAUUGGCACCAAGAACUUCCCAGAUGGAGAGCUUCGAGGGCAUGUGACGGCCCUGCCCUACAGCGGGCACAGUGCCCACUACGACAGAUUGCCUGUGCCCCUGGCAGGGGCCCUAGUGUCACCCCCGGCACGAAGUCAGGCAGCAGGGCAUGCCUGGCUCUCCCUGGAUACGCAUUGCCACUUACACUAUGAAGUGCUACUAGCUGGGCUUGGUGGCUCAGAGCAAGGCACUGUCAGUGCCCACCUCCUCGGGCCUCCUGGUGUGCCAGGGCCCCAGCGGCUGCUGAAGGGAUUCUAUGGCUCAGAGGCUCAGGGUGUGGUCAAAGACCUGGAGCCCGUGUUGCUGCGGCACCUGGCGCAGGGCACUGCCUCCCUGUUGAUCACCACCAAGAGUAGCCCCAGAGGGGAACUACGCGGGCAGGUGCACAUCGCCAGUCAGUGUGAGGUGGCAGGUCUGCGCCUGGCCUCAGAAGGAGCGCGGCUCCCAGUGGCUCCAAAUGGAGAGGCAGCUGCCUUGCCUGUGUUGCCUGCUGGACCUGGGCCUGAAGCCCCAGUACCAGCCAAACACAGCAGUCCCGGGAGGCCCAGAGACCCUAAUACAUGUUUCUUUGAGGGACAGCAGCGUCCCCACGGGGCUCGCUGGUCACCCAACUAUGACCCACUCUGUUCACUCUGCACCUGCCAGAGACGGACAGUGAUCUGUGAUCCUGUAGUGUGCCCACCACUAAGCUGCCCCCACCCGGUGCAGGCACUGGACCAGUGCUGUCCCGUGUGUCCAGAGAAGCAACGCAGCAGAGAUUUUCCCGGGCUACCAAACUUGGAGCCAGGAGAGGGCUGCUAUUUUGAUGGUGACCGGAGCUGGAGGGCAGCGGGUACCCGGUGGCACCCCGUUGUGCCUCCCUUUGGCUUAAUUAAGUGUGCUGUCUGCACUUGCAAGGGGGCCACGGGAGAAGUGCACUGUGAGAAGGUGCAGUGCCCUCGCUUGGCCUGUGCUCAACCAGUCCGUGCCAACCCCACUGACUGCUGCAAACAGUGUCCAGUAGGGUCAGGGUCCCAGGCCAAGGUGGGAGACCCCAUGCAGGCUGAUGGGCCUCGGGGGUGUCGCUUUGCUGGGCAGUGGUUCCCAGAAAAUCAGAGCUGGCACCCAUCAGUACCCCCCUUUGGGGAGAUGAGCUGUAUUACCUGCAGAUGUGGGGCAGGGGUACCCCAUUGUGAGCGGGACGACUGUUCCUUGCCACUGUCCUGCGGCUCAGGGAAGGAGAGUCGAUGCUGUUCCCACUGCACAGCCCAAAGGUCAGCCUCUGAGACUAGAACCCUUCCAGAGCUGGACAAAGAAGCUGAAAGCUCCUAGGGAGUGUGUCCAGAAGGCCACAUGACCAAGAGGAUGGGCCCGAGCUGGGAGAAGGAGUGGUGCUGAGGACCUUGACUCUCCUGUGGGAAGCCCAGUGCCUUUAGCGCCUCUGUUCUGCUUCUUCUCCUUCCCUACUACCUCUGGGAAUUGUAACUCUACAAGGGGAAAGACGGCUGGGUCAGACCAAGGCCAUAUCCAUGCUAGCUCCUGCCCCGUUACUCUUUUGGCCUCUGCCCCAGAAGCCUAACUCUUUUCUUCUGUACAUAAUGCCACUGGCUUAUUGGGAUUUUUAAUUUAUCCUCACUCAGCACCAAGGGUUCCCUCACACCAUUCCUGCUGCCCCUGAGCUGAGCAGAGUCAUUAUUAGAGAUUUUUGUAUUUAUUAAAACAUUUUUUCAGUC